Molecule: messenger RNA, 774 nt
Organism: Calypte anna (Anna's hummingbird)
Lineage: Eukaryota; Metazoa; Chordata; Aves; Apodiformes; Trochilidae
Gene: LIN28B
Product: lin-28 homolog B
Molecular function (GO): zinc ion binding; nucleic acid binding
Source: RefSeq, a predicted model, not a curated record
AUGAGGUCAUUCAAGAAGGUCUCCUCAGGCUCAGCAGGGCGAGGUAAAGGUGGAGACGAGCCGGAGUUGCCGGAGCAGGAAGAAGAGGAGGAAUCCCAGGUUUUGCACGGAACCGGCCAUUGCAAAUGGUUCAAUGUGAGAAUGGGAUUCGGGUUCAUCUCCAUGAGCAACCGAGAGGGAAGCCCCUUGGAGUCUCCAGUUGAUGUCUUUGUACACCAAAGCAAGCUUUACAUGGAAGGAUUUAGAAGCCUAAAAGAAGGAGAACCAGUGGAAUUUACUUUUAAGAAAUCUUCCAAAGGCCUUGAAUCAAUACGGGUAACAGGCCCUGGUGGGAGCCCCUGUUUAGGAAGUGAAAGACGACCCAAAGGGAAGACAGUACAAAAAAGAAAACCAAAGGGAGAUAGAUGCUACAACUGUGGUGGCCUCGACCACCACGCUAAAGAAUGUAGUCUACCUCCACAGCCAAAGAAGUGCCAUUACUGUCAGAGCAUCACGCACAUGGUGGCGAACUGCCCCCAUAAAACUGUCUCUCAGCAGCCCACUAGUUCUCAGGGAAGACAUGAAGCUGAACCUCAACCUUCCACCUCUGCUUUCUCAAGAGAAGGGGGAGGAACGCACGGCUACUCGUCUCCAUCGUACUCUCAGGAGGGCAGGUCGGAGAUCUCGGAGCGCUCAGGCAGGUCACCACAGGAAGCUUCGUCAAGUAAGUUGUCUGCAUCACCCGAAGAGCCAAGCAGAAAGGGGCCUUCUGUUCAGAAAAGGAAAAAAACUUAA